This is a messenger RNA of Penicillium maclennaniae, 2046 nucleotides long. RefSeq lists its product as uncharacterized. The record is from RefSeq and is a predicted model, not a curated record. The coding region runs from base 1 to 2046 and encodes 681 amino acids. Gene Ontology annotation, biological process: regulation of DNA-templated transcription. Gene Ontology annotation, molecular function: zinc ion binding; DNA-binding transcription factor activity, RNA polymerase II-specific. The transcript is spliced from 4 exons. Lineage: Eukaryota; Fungi; Ascomycota; Eurotiomycetes; Eurotiales; Aspergillaceae.
AUGAGCAGCGGCAUUCACCGAAAGCGUCUGGCAUGUGUCGAAUGUACCCGUCGUAAAGUCAAGUGCGACAAGAACCUGCCAUGUCGCAAUUGCGCCAGAAAAGGCACCCCGUGCACUCGGCCGCGCGAGCGGGCUUCCCCGACCCCCAGUGUCGCUCCGUCCGUGGGACAUGAGCAGCAUUUUUUUAUUCGGUCGAGCGCAGAUUCUUUGCAGAUGAUUCAUAGGCUUCAGUCUCGGGUCGACCGACUUGAGUCGGCGCUGAAAGAGGCGACCAAGACCGCAUCACCUCCGAGCAUGCCGAUGCCCGAAGUACAGUUCAAUAGCAAUUCGUUCACGCCGGCCGAGUCAGUUUCAAUCAACGCUUCUCCAAGGUCUUUGCAAACAUCAACACCCACGGUACAAACAAUACACACUGAGACAUUGAAUACGCCGAACGAAGUAGAGGAUGCAGCGACAAUUCUUGACUUCUUGGUCUGGGGUCGCCGCAAAGAUCCUACUUAUCAUGAUGAGAUCGCAAAGAGAAACAAUAUUGAGCAUUCACCCGGUGAUGUCCCGACAGAGGAUGAAUGGGAUGAUUCCCAAAAGGUCUACCAAUUGGUGGAUUACCACUGCACAUGUUUGCUGUGGUACCAUGGAGCUUUUCACGCAAAGACAUUCAUGCAAGAGCUUGGUGAAUUUUAUGAGAAGGGAGACGGCCGUAUUGAUGGUUCCCUUGUCAAUUUACAAUGGGUUUCCCUUCUAUUCGCCGUCCUCACGGGAUCCAUGGCUAGUGCACCGUCGUCAAUAGCGCAAUCAUGGGGAUUCCGAGGACGAGAAAGAAAUUCUCUCUCCAAGCGCCGGCUUAAAGCGUCGAUUGCUUGCUUGCAUGAAGCCGACUACAUGGCGUGCCAUUCUAUUUACUCUGUCCAAGCGAUAGCGACUCUGACCAUAACCGCACACAUGCUUGGCCAAUCGAAUGGAUUCUCGGUGCUCCUAGCCUCUGGUGUACGGAUAGCUCAGGGACUUGGACUUCAUCAACUUGGCGAAGGAAGCGAUUCUCGGGCUACCGAUGUGGUAAGUCGUGAGAUUGGCCGGCGUAUUUGGUGUCAGCUGUGCAUUCAAGAUUGGUUCUCAAUUCCCUUCACCGAGAGCUACUUGAUUCAUCGGCUAGCAUUCAGUACCAAGAAGCCGCAAAAUUGCGACAAUGAUAUUCAAAGUCUUCCAGAGGAUCAUCCAACUGUGACUAGCUACUCGCGCCUAUUCUACGACAUUGCGGCUUUGAUGCCAGAUCUUCAGGAUGAUGUCACCUUGUGCAACACGUUGUACACUAAGUAUGAAGAAGUUCUAAAGUACGAUCGACGACUGCGCAUCCUAGCGACACGGCAUCUUCCCUUGGCCAUCAGCUCGGCGCACAAAGUAAUAAUGAUCCACCGGGAGUUCUUGAGCUUGAGUUUUGUGAACCCAACGUUCGAAUUUACUCGCAAAACCUGUGCGGCAGCCUCCAGGACAAUCAUUAAGGAGCAGAAAGAGGCUACUCGAGAUGGCGGGCCGAUGUUGUGGAUUCAUCAGGCGUUCAGCGUUACUGCAAGCAUCAUCCUGUGUCUAGAAAUACGCCAUCAGCCUGGCCCAGACCGACAGUCCGCCGAGCAUCGGCAGCUCGUGGAGGAUGGGAUCGAGAUCCUUACGCACUGCGAGUCCGAGAUGAUCGGUCGACGGGGUGUCUUUCUCCUCAGAGCAAUGUUGGACGCUGAGCAGAAUAAAUCCAGAGAGAGGCGGCAAAUCGCAGAAAUUCGCGAAUCACAGUCGCUUGGGGUGGACGCAACGCACGACGGAAUGGACAUUGCCGGUGUCAUUCGAACAUUCUAUCAACGUGAUCGGGCAAGUUCAGCCCGACCUAUGCUUCCAGGUCGACCUUCACGGAAAGCGACCGGGCAUGAAAAUUGGACAGAAAAGACAAGUGAUGUAUCAGGGAUGAUGCCAAAUGUGGAUUUCAUCGCACCGCUGGGAGUUGAUUAUGCGGAGGGGCUGGAGGAUAUCCUGAGUCUGGCAACUAACUACCUCAAUUGA